AUUAAAUAGCGACUUCUAAAUCCGUACAACCUGGAUUUCAAAUUUCCCCCAAAUUCUCCUAUGGAAGGCUAAACCCCAGCUAUCAGAAAUCUCAGUUCUUCCAAUGGCGCAAUUGCCCAUACUCCGAUACGAAGAAAAAAUCGCAGAAACUGUGGAGAAAAAUCCUGUAGUAGUUAUCAUUGGAGAAACAGGUUCGGGAAAGAGCACGCAACUUUCCCAAAUUCUUCGCAGGAGAGGCUACACGAAAGCCGGCUGCAUUGCUGUUACCCAGCCGCGCCGUGUAGCUGCUGUUGCAGUAUCAAGGCGUGUUGCAGAAGAAUUGGAUGUUAAGCUUGGCGAGGAAGUAGGUUAUGCCAUACGCUUUGAGGACAGAACUUCGGAGAGGACAUCUAUUAAAUACCUCACUGAUGGAGUUCUCCUUCGUGAAAGUCUUUCCAAUCCGGAGCUGAACCAAUAUUCAGUCAUUAUAUUAGAUGAAGCUCACGAGAGGAGCUUAAACACGGAUAUAUUGCUGGGAUUGAUGAAGCGGUUGGUUAAGUUACGUGCAUCCAAUUUAAAGGUUUUGAUAACUUCAGCUACUCUUGAUGGUGAAAAAGUAUCUAGAUUCUUUUCCGAUUGCCCAAUCCUCAAUGUCCCAGGGAAGUUGUUCCCUGUUGAAAUCCAACAUAGCUCAGAAAGGGCCAAAAGUUACGUUGAAGCUUCUUUAAAAACAGCUAUUGAUAUACACACUCACGAACCCGAAGGCGAUGUACUAAUUUUCAUGACAGGACAGGAUGAUAUAGAGAAGUUGGUAAUGAAGCUGGAGGAGAGAAUUAAAAAUCUGGAGGAAGGGUCUUGCAUGGAUGCUAUGAUUCUUCCUCUUCAUGGAUCUUUGCCUCCUGAAUUGCAGGUCCGUGUAUUCAGCCCUCCACCUGCCAAUUGUCGUCGAUUUAUUGUUUCUACAAACAUAGCUGAGACUUCUUUGACUGUCGAUGGUGUAGUGUAUGUUAUUGAUGCUGGUUUCGUGAAGCAACGACAGUACAACCCAUCAACUGGCAUGUAUUCACUUGAUACCAUCCAAAUUAGCAAAGUGCAGGCCCGUCAGCGUGCAGGAAGAGCUGGAAGAACACGUCCUGGGAAGUGCUAUCGUCUUUACCCUUCUAUGAUUUACGAGGAUGAUUUUUUGGAUGCUACUGUCCCUGAAAUACAGAGAUCUUCACUUGCGGGGACUGUCCUCUAUUUAAAAUCAUUAGACCUACCAGACAUUGAUAUUCUCAAAUUUGACUUCCUCGACCCACCUUCCUCUGAGGCUUUGGAAGAUGCCUUGAAGCAGUUGUAUCUCAUUGAUGCCAUAGAUGAAGAUGGUUCAAUUACACAUCUUGGACGAACCAUGUCUGAGCUUCCAUUGGAACCUUCACUAUCAAGAACCUUGUUAGAGGCAAACGAGUGUGGUUGCCUGUCUCAAGCUCUAACAGUUGCUGCGAUGCUAUCUGCAGAAACCACAUUGUUUUUAGGUCAAAGUAAAAAUACCGAAAAGAAGCGCAAGCACCCUCCUUCUAACCUUCCCGACGGUUCUGGCUUGGGAGACCACAUUCAGUUACUUCAAAUUUAUGAGCAUUGGCAUCAGACUGGCUACAACAUAGACUGGUGCAAGGAAAAUAACCUGCAGGUGAGGGGGAUGAUGUUUGUCAAGGAUGUAAGGAAACAAUUAUGCCAAAUAAUACAGAAAAUUGCGAAAGGAUCUACGGAUGUCAAAGAAAGUAAAAGACGGAAAGACCAAGAUUACAGAGCUCUGAGAAAAUCUCUCUGUUCAGGAUAUGCAAAUCAACUUGCGGGGGGAAAGUUUUUUUAAAAAGGGUUUCCCCCCCCGGGUUUAAAAUCCCAAUUUUUUCAGGUGCAUCCAUCAUCAGUACUGAAAGCAGAUGAAGAUGGAUUGCUCCCAAAUUUUGCCAUAUAUCAUGAACUCAUUGCUACAACACGGCCAUAUAUGCGUAACGUAUGUGCUGUUGAGGUGCACUGGGUCAGGCCCAUCAUAGCUAAACUCGAUAAACUAAAUAUCAGCAAACUCAGUGGUGGGACCCGUUUGUCGGAUGAAAAAGUUGAAUCGGAAACCUUAGACUUGCCCAAGGAUGAUAAUAAUGCUGAUGCUGCUCAGGCUCUUGAUGACAGGGAGAGCCGAAUUCUCGCUGCUCGGGAACGAUUUCUUGCUCGUAGUGCUAAAGCCAGCAAAUAACACAACGGUAUCAAGCGUGGGAAGUCUUCCUUUCCUUUCUACCACCUUUAGUUUUCUGAUUGAGAAGAUAAAAUUUUAUAAUUAGUUUAAAGGCCUCGUAAAAUUGAAAAAUAGGAUAAAUUUAAGCUAGAAAAAUAGUUUUUUAUUUUUCUUAUAGUGAACUCAACUUGUAAGUAAUGAAACAUUUUUUUUGAGGUUUCCAAUUCAUUUGACCUAUUUAAAUUUUAAACCUCUAAAAUCAUGUUAGUCGACACAAGUGAGUUAAAUAUUUAAAUUGUACCGAAUAUUUGAAAUUGUGAAUUACUUAAUAUGAGGAACAAAAAGUAAUGUUAUUUAUU
Molecule: messenger RNA, 2550 nt
Organism: Erythranthe guttata (spotted monkey flower)
Lineage: Eukaryota; Viridiplantae; Streptophyta; Magnoliopsida; Lamiales; Phrymaceae
Source: RefSeq, a predicted model, not a curated record